Messenger RNA from Chelonoidis abingdonii (Abingdon island giant tortoise), 2645 nucleotides. It is a transcript of the gene SERINC2, whose product is annotated as serine incorporator 2. The record is from RefSeq and is a predicted model, not a curated record. Gene Ontology annotation, cellular component: membrane. NCBI's taxonomy places the organism in Eukaryota, Metazoa, Chordata, Testudines, Testudinidae.
GGCCGAAGGGCGGCGGAGCUCAGCCCCGGGAACAUUGUAACCCCGAGAGCCGGCUGGAGCGGGGCUCGCUGCGCCUGGAUCGUGCUGCGCCAUGGGGGCCUGCCUGGGGGUCUGCUCCCUGCUGAGCUGCGUGUCAUGUCUGUGCGGCUCAGCUCCCUGCCUCCUGUGUGGCUGCUGCCCCUCCACCAGGAGCUCCACUAUCUCCCGCCUCAUCUUCACCUUCUUCCUGUUCCUGGGCACGCUGGUAUCCAUUAUCAUGAUCAUACCCGGUGUGGAAGAGCAGCUGCACAAGCUUCCUGGCUUUUGUGAAGGAGGCAGUUCAAGUCUAGGCAUCCAAGGUCGUGUCAACUGCAAGUCCUUCCUGGGUCAUAAGUCUGUGUACCGCAUGUGCUUUGCAACGGCUGCUUUCUUCUUCCUCUUCGCCUUGAUCAUGAUCUGUGUGAGGAGCAGUAAGGACCCAAGAGCAGCAAUUCAGAAUGGGUUUUGGUUCUUCAAAUUCCUGAUUUUGAUUGGAAUCACAGUGGGCGCUUUCUAUAUUCCCGAUGGAUCGUUCACGUCAGUGUGGUUCUACUUCGGCGUGGUGGGGUCCUUCCUCUUCAUCCUCAUCCAGCUCAUCCUCCUGAUUGACUUUGCCCACUCCUGGAGUCAGAUCUGGCUUCGUUAUGUGAAUGAAGGCAAUGCCAAGGGCUGGUAUGCAGCCCUCUUGAUCUUCACCUUCACCUUCUACGCGGUCUCCCUCACGGCCGUGGUGCUGUUGUACGUCUACUACACCAAGCCUGAUGGCUGCACGGAGAACAAGGUGCUGAUCAGCCUCAACCUGAUCUUCUGCAUCAUCGUCUCUGUCGUGUCCAUCCUGCCCAAGAUCCAGGAUGCUCAGCCUCACUCAGGCCUGCUGCAGGCCUCCAUCAUCACCCUCUACACCCUGUUCAUCACCUGGUCGGCCCUGGCGAAUGUACCAAACAAGUACUGUAACCCCACGCUCCUGGUGAGGAACAGCACUGCUGGCCUCGUGGCUGACGGGCAGGUGACUCAGUGGUGGGAUGCCCCGAGUAUUGUGGGAUUGGUCAUCUUCCUCCUGUGCACACUCUUCAUCAGCAUCCGCUCCUCAGACCACAGCCAAGUGAACAAGAUGAUGCUGACUGAGGAGAGCCCGGCCAUGCUGAGUGGUGGGGAUCCGAGCAUGGAAGAUGGGGCACAUCGGGCCUAUGACAACGAGCAGGACGGUGUGGCCUACAACUACACCUUCUUCCACAUCUGCCUCUUCCUGGCCUCCCUCUACAUCAUGAUGACGCUCACAAACUGGUACAGGCCCGAUGAAGGUUCCCAGAUGAUGACGAGUCCAUGGACUGCAGUCUGGGUGAAGAUCUCUUCCAGCUGGGCUGGUCUCCUCCUCUAUCUCUGGACCUUAGUGGCCCCCAUCCUACUCCCUGGCCGGGAGUUCAGCUGAAAAGGACCUGCAGACAACCAUGGCCCAAACCGGCUGGACAGCUCGGACUCUCCAAACCAAGGAGCCCUGUUGCCAAAGCCCUGUCCCUGUCCCUAUAUUUAGAGCUGGGUUUGGGUCUCAUGCUGGGGAAAGUCCUAGCUAUGGAUGAAUGCUGGGCUCCUAUUUCUGCACCGAGAUCAGUUCCUCGGAAUUGUGCCUUUCUUUGUUUGUUGUUUUAAAAGGGAAAAAAGUGCCAAGCAGGGAAAGUCUGUAGCUUGUGUGUGAAGUCGGAAGCGUCGAAGGAAAUGUUUCUGGGUUGUUUGGGAGGUUGUUUUACUAUUGUAGACCUUCGCGUUUGUCAGAUGUUUCUGCAUGGCCUCUGUGCUGCUCUUUUGCAAAGAGGCAGUUGAAUCACCUUUGAGAAUUUUUGUUUUUAAGCAAAUGCUUGUACAAUGCAUUCUUCGACUUGUAUUACCUGGGGAGCAUUUUGUAUAAUUCUUGCACAGCCCAUUUUAGCAUGUACCUGUCCAUGGACCUGCAAAGAUUUAAAUAAAUGGCCAGAAUUCAGUAUCAAUCGGCAUUGGUUGAGUAUCAGCCACCCCUGUGUAAUCAGCGAUUGGCGCAAGGAAAUAUUCUAACUUCAUAAACCAGCUUUCAAUAGAUCAAACUGUCUCACAGUUACAAGGCUCCAGGCACGUGGCUGAGGAAGAGUUACAGCCAAUUGCAGCCUUAGAAAUGUAAUGGAAACCUUUCACAAAUUACGCUUGACUUACACCAUCCAGUCGCAUCAUCCUUUGUCCACACAGGCCCCUCCCAUGAGCAGUCAAUGCACUCUGUAGCCCCUCCCUCCAAAUCGUUAUUCCCUGAAGCCCCGACUCCAAACUGACAGCAGUGGGCACUGUCCAGAGGCCGCCGCGGGGGAUUCUGUGAUGCUCGCAAGCGAUUGCCUUGAAGAACAAGAAUGAUACUUAAGAUAUAGGUGUCAUUCUGAAACCUCCUUGCCACAGUGUGCUCUCUGCUGUUCACAUUACCCCUUACGUAGUUUGCCCUGCAUGGGUUAUACAAGGACAAAGGGGGGCGGGGAAUGGCAUGCUGAAAUUCAGCCAAAUCUUUCCUCAUUAGUGUUCUAGGAUGAGAUGCUUCAACAGAACUAGGAGCAGAAAUGAAAAUGGUUGGGCUGUGACUGAAACAGCCUUACCUGCCUCUUCAGCCCUAUGGC